AUGGGCGGGCAGAAGCAGAAUCCACUGGACCCGCACAGCCAGAGUCGAAAUCCGGCAUCAACGCACCACACCUCAAGUCGCACACGAUUCUCCCUCAGAAGGUCGUGUUCCCUCGAUCCAGUUCUUGGGCAGCUGGAAAGAAGACAUGAUGAGGGAGAUGAUGCAGAAGUUCUCAGAUGGGCGAUCCGCCUACGCACCGAACAUUUGGAUCUAGUAUCAAGAACCACUGAGAAAUCGCCUUUCUCGGAAUGGAUUCAGAAUGAGCCAAAACCUCGAGACUUCGUCAUCCUUUCCCUGCCUGCGUUGAAUGGAAAGGGAGACCCACUAAACUACUUAUUUCAAUUUCAACAGAAGAUGGCAUUAGAAGCUAAUAACGAAGCCAUACAAUGCAAAGUCUUUUCAACGACUUUCUCCGGGCCAACUCUGUUAUGGUUCCGACAAUUAAAACCCGGGUCACUCAACAGUUUUAGUGAUCUCCGACGAACCUUCUUACAGCAAUACAGCGCGAACCAAGAGGCGCCCAAAACAAUGGCCGAUCUCUAUCGGAUUGAACAGGGGGAGAAUGAACAUCCGAAAGCAUACUUGCAGCGUUUCAUUGACCUCGUGCAUCAAAUCCACGACGUCGACCCACUCACCGCAGCAAAUAUCUUCGUCAAAAGCUUGCAGGUGGGAUCUCUCUUACAUGAGAAUCUCACCAUGACACCACCAUACGAUAUGGCAGAUGUGCAGACCCGAUCCGAGGGCGUCUUCAGGGUAUUAGAAUUUCGAGAGCGUGCACAGAAGAAGUCUGCACUCAUCUCUGCUUCGCCAACAAAUAAUCCUCCACCACCUGAUAGGGAUGACAAGAGGAAGCAGAACCAAACAAAUCAUACGAAGGAAGGAAAAAGGCCAAGGCAGGAUCGACAGCUACCACGAUACCCAUCCUUCGAGUACACCGUCCCGCAAGAAGUCAUUUAUGAAGAAAAUAAAGACAGACCUAUCUGGCGAGAGCCCUACAAAAUUACCACUCCAUCUGACAGAAGGGAUAAAAGCAGAUACUGUCUCUUCCACAAAGAUCACGGUCAUACGAUCGCUGAAUGCCACAAUUUGAACAAUCAGAUCCAAGCCCUCAUGAGGAGUGGGAGGCUUACCCAAUACAUCAAGGAGACGGGCAGACCAGGCACCACGCGGCAAAACCCCACUUCUGCCCCCACUCCACAAGCGUCAGACCUCGUGCACAUAGCCUCUGACAGCACCCAGGAGCCUCUUAAGCAAGUCCCUAUGAUCCACGGGAUCGUAGAACCCACUAAUAAUCAAGAGCAUGCAACCAAAAUCCAUAAAAGGAUGGAAGAACGAGUGAAGAGAUACAAAUCAUUAGGCCACGCGGUCAAUCUCGUCACUUCAGAAGACAGAAGCUACCCAGCCUCUGCAAUCACCUUCACCCAUGAUGACCUGAAGGGCGUCCACCUACCCCAUGAUGAUCCACUCGUCAUUUCCCUACAAGUUGACCAUUGCCAGCUGGGCAGAGUUCUAAUCGACGGGGGUAGUGGGGUCGACAUCCUCUUCUGGGAAGCCUUCCAGAAGAUGGGGCUAGAGGAGAAUCAGAUCCAGCCCUCCACCAUGCCCAUUUUGGGAUUCAACAGCCAAAGAGUCUAUCCAAAGGGUGUCGUUCGAUUAACGGUGGUGGCUGCAGAACGCGCCCUGCCCGUAGACUUUCUCAUUAUAGACUCCACCACAAGCUACAACGCCAUCAUGGGGAGAAAUUGGAUCCACCGAAUGCAGGGGGUAGUCUCAGCUCUACAUCAGGUGAUGCGGUGUCAAUCACUCAACGGGCGCUACACCGUCGACAUCAAAGGCUGCCAGAAGCAGGCCAAAAAGUGCUUCCUUACCUUAAAAGAAAUAAAUAGCUCUGGCACUGCUUCCCAUGACUACUCCCUCGAAAAAUAG
Messenger RNA from Humulus lupulus (European hop), 1926 nucleotides. RefSeq lists its product as uncharacterized. The transcript has a single exon. The record is from RefSeq and is a predicted model, not a curated record. NCBI's taxonomy places the organism in Eukaryota, Viridiplantae, Streptophyta, Magnoliopsida, Rosales, Cannabaceae. Bases 1 to 1926 code for a protein of 641 amino acids.